AUGGAGGCGAAGGAGGAGAAGAAGGUGAAGGAGGCGAAGGAGGCGACGAUGAUCAAGGAGGAGAUGGCGGAGAUGGAGGUGAAGGAGGCAAAGGAGGCGAUGGAGGCGACGGUGAUCAAGGAGGAGAUGGCGGAGAUGGAGGCGAAGGAGGCGAUGGAGGCGACGGUGAUCAAGGAGGAGAUGGCGGAGAUGGAGGAGAAGGAGGCGAAGGAGGCGAUGGAGGCGACGGUGAUCAAGGAGGAGAUGGCGGUGAAGGAGGCGAUGGAGGAGAUGGAGGCGAUGGAGGCGAUGGAGGCGAAGGAGGAGAAGAAGGCGAAGGAGGCGAAGGAGGUGAAGGAGGAGAAGAAGGCGAAGGAGGUGAAGGAGGAAAAGAAGGUGAAGGAGGCGAAGGAGGCGAAGGAGGCGAAGGAGGCGAUAGAGGCGACGAUGAUCAAGGAGGAGAUGGCGGAGAUGGAGGCGAAGGAGGCGAAGGAGGCGAAGGAGGCGAUGGAGGCGACGGUGAUCAAGGAGGAGAUGGAGGUGAAGGAGGCGAUGGAGGAGAUGGAGGCGAAGGAGGCGAAGGAGGAGAAGGAGGAGAAGGAGGCGAAGGAGGAGAAGGAGGAGAAGGAGGUGAAGGAGGUGAAGGAGGAGAAGGAGGUGAAGGAGGCGAUGGAGGCGACGAUGAUCAAGGAGGAGAUGGUGGAGAUGGAGGUGAAGGAGGCGAUGGAGGCGAUGGAGGCGACGGUGAUCAAGGAGGAGAUGGCGGAGAUGGCGGAGAUGGCGGAGAUGGCGGAGAUGGAGGCGAUGGAGGCGAAGGAGGAGAAGGAGGAGAAGAAGGCGAAGGAGGCGAAGGAGGUGAAGGAGGAGAAGAAGGUGAAGGAGGCGAAGAAGGCGGAGAAGAAGGUGAAGGAGGCGAAGGAGGCGACGAUGAUCAAGGAGGAGAUGGCGGAGAUGGAGGUGAAGGAGGCGAAGGAGGCGAUGGAGGCGACGGUGAUCAAGGAGGAGAUGGCGGAGAUGGAGGCGAAGGAGGCGAUGGAGGCGACGGUGAUCAAGGAGGAGAUGGCGGAGAUGGAGGAGAAGGAGGCGAAGGAGGCGAUGGAGGCGACGGUGAUCAAGGAGGAGAUGGCGGUGAAGGAGGCGAUGGAGGAGAUGGAGGCGAUGGAGGCGAUGGAGGCGAAGGAGGAGAAGAAGGCGAAGGAGGCGAAGGAGGUAAAGGAGGAGAAGAAGGCGAAGGAGGUGAAGGAGGAAAAGAAGGUGAAGGAGGCGAAGGAGGCGAAGGAGGCGAAGGAGGCGAAGGAGGCGAAGGAGGCGAAGGAAGCGAUGGAGGCGAUGGUGAUCAAGGAGGAGAUGGCGGAGAUGGAGGCGAAGGAGGCGAAGGAGGCGAUGGAGGCGACGGUGAACAAGGAGGAGAUGGCGGAGAUGGAGGCGAAGGAGGCGAAGGAGGCGAUGGAGGCGAUGGUGAUCAAGAAGGAGAUGGCGGAGAUGGCGGAGAUGGCGGAGAUGGCGGAGAUGGAGGCGAAGGAGGCGAAGGAGGCGAUGGAGGCGAUGGUGAUCAAGAAGGAGAUGGCGGAGAUGGCGGAGAUGGCGGAGAUGGCGGAGAUGGAGGCGAAGGAAGCGAUGGAGGCGACGGUGAUCAAGGAGGAGAUGGCGGAGAUGGAGGAGAAGGAGGCGAAGGAGGCGAUGGAGGCGACGGUGAUCAAGGAGGAGAUGGCGGAGAUGGAGGCGAAGGAGGCGAAGGAGGCGAUGGAGGCGAUGGUGAUCAAGAAGGAGAUGGCGGAGAUGGCGGAGAUGGCGGAGAUGGCGGAGAUGGCGGAGAUGGCGGAGAUGGAGGCGAUGGAGGCGAAGGAGGAGAAGGAGGAGAAGAAGGUGAAGGAGGCGAAGGAGGAGAAGAAGGUGAAGGAGGAGAAGGAGGAGAAGGAGGCGAAGGAGGAGAAGGAGGAGAAGGAGGCGAAGGAGGAGAAGGAGGCGAAGGAGGUGAAGGAGAAGAUGGAACAGAGAGUGCUGCUGCUGCUAUUGCUGCUGCCAGCGCUGCUUCAGGCUCAGAAGAUGGAUCAGACAGUGCUGCUGUAGCUGCUGCCGGUGCUAGCACUGCUACAGAAGAUGGAUCAGACAGUGCUGCCGCAGCCGCUGCCGGUGCCAGCACUGCUUCAGGCUCAGAAGAU
Ostrinia nubilalis (European corn borer) is the source of this 2141-nucleotide messenger RNA. Its product is annotated as golgin subfamily A member 6-like protein 24. The coding region runs from base 1 to 2049 and encodes 682 amino acids. The record is from RefSeq and is a predicted model, not a curated record. NCBI's taxonomy places the organism in Eukaryota, Metazoa, Arthropoda, Insecta, Lepidoptera, Crambidae. The transcript has 5 exons.